Molecule: messenger RNA, 3040 nt
Organism: Syngnathus acus (greater pipefish)
Lineage: Eukaryota; Metazoa; Chordata; Actinopteri; Syngnathiformes; Syngnathidae
Gene: mkln1
Product: muskelin 1, intracellular mediator containing kelch motifs
Exons: 18
Coding region: 26-2254 (742 amino acids)
Cellular component (GO): cytoplasm
Molecular function (GO): protein binding
Source: RefSeq, a predicted model, not a curated record
CCCCCACCCUCCCCCCUGUAACAAGAUGGCUGUCGUUCCAGAAAGCAGGGUUCUCACGUUCAGCGUUUUCAAAUGGAGCUCUUACUCCUCCACGUAUUUACCCGAGAACAUUUUGGUGGACAAACCUAAUGAUCAGUCAUCCAGGUGGUCAUCUGAGAGCAACUACCCUCCACAGUUUUUAAUCUUGAAACUGGAGAGGCCAGCGAUUGUUCAGAGCAUCACCUUCGGCAAAUAUGAGAAAACCCACGUCUGCAACCUGAAGAAGUUCAAGGUGUUUGGUGGCAUGAGCGAAGAAAACAUGACCGAGCUUUUGUCCAGUGGCCUUAAGAAUGAUUACAACAAGGAAACAUUCACCUCAAAGCACAAGAUUGACGAGCAGAUGUUUCCCUGCAGAUUUGUCAAAAUAGUGCCUCUGAUGUCGUGGGGUCCGAGUUUCAACUUCAGCAUCUGGUACAUUGAGCUGCACGGGAUCGAGGAUCCAGAUGUUGUGCAGCCCUGCCUUAACUGGUACAGCAAGUACAGAGAACAGGAAGCCAUCCGCCUUUGCCUGAAACACUUUCGUCAGCACAACUACACGGAGGCCUUCGAGUCACUGCAGAAGAAGACGCGCAUAGCACUCGAACACCCCAUGCUCACCCACCUGCACGACCGGCUGGUGCUGCAAGGCGAUUUCGACGCCUGCGAAGACCUCAUCGACAAAGCCGUUGGAGACUGUUUGUUUAACCAGUAUAUCAGCCAGCAGGAGUACAAGCCCAGGUGGAGUCAGAUCAUCCCUAAAUGCAACAAAGGUACAAGCGCCCAAGAAAUCAACAGGGACGACGUGAACAGCGAUGGUGACGACAACAGGCCGGGGAUGAGGGGAGGCCAUCAAAUGGUCAUCGACGUUCAGACUGAGACUGUGUACUUGUUCGGGGGCUGGGAUGGCACGCAGGACCUUGCUGACUUCUGGGCUUACAGCGUUCAGGAGAACCAGUGGGUCUGCAUCUCUCGGGACACAGAGAAAGAGAGCGGCCCAAGUGCUCGUUCCUGCCAUAAGAUGUGCAUCGACUCCCAGAGGCGCCAGAUCUACACGCUGGGCCGCUACUUGGACUCCAGCGUCAGGAACAGCAAGUCCCUGAAGAGCGACUUCUACCGCUACGACAUUGACGUCAACACGUGGGCGCUGCUUAGCGAGGACACGGCGGCCGACGGGGGGCCCAAGCUGGUGUUCGACCAUCAGAUGUGCAUGGACUCGGAGAAGCAUAUGAUCUACACGUUUGGCGGGCGGAUACUGACGUGCAACGGCAGCGUGGAGGACAGCCGCACGUCCGAGCCUCAGUUCAGCGGCCUUUACGCCUACCAAUGCCAAGCGGCCACCUGGAGCCUCCUGCGGGAAGAUUCGUGCAACGCCGGCCCGGAGGACAUCCAGUCGCGUAUCGGACACUGCAUGCUCUUUCACACCAGGAACCGCUGUCUGUAUGUAUUUGGGGGUCAGAGAUCUAAGACCUACCUCAAUGAUUUCUUCAGCUACGACGUGGACGGAGACCACGUGGAGAUCAUAUCGGAUGGCACCAAGAAGGACUCGGGCAUGGUACCGAUGACAGGCUUUACCCAGAGGGCCACCAUCGACCCUGAGCUCAACGAGAUCCACGUCCUGUCGGGCCUCAGCAAGGACAAAGAUAAACGCGAGGAGAACGUCCGCAACUCCUUCUGGAUCUAUGACAUCGCCCGCAAUAACUGGUCAUGUGUGUAUAAGAACGACCAGGCAGUGAAGGAAAACCCCAGCAAGGUCCUGCAGGAGGAGGAGCCGUGUCCGCGCUUUGCUCACCAGCUGGUCUACGACGAGAUGCACAAGGUGCAUUAUCUGUUUGGCGGCAAUCCAGGCAAGUCUUGCUCUCCCAAAAUGCGUCUGGACGACUUUUGGUCCUUGAAACUGUGUCGGCCCUCCAAGGAGUACCUGCUGCGCCACUGCAGAUAUCUCAUCAGGAAGUACAGGUUUGAAGAAAAAGCCCAAUCGGAGCCACUGAGCGCACUCAAAUACCUGCAGGAUGACCUCUCGCUCACUGUGGACCACACAGACCCCGAGGAGACCAAAGAGUUCCAGCUUCUGCCCUCAGCUCUGUUCAAGUCCAGUAAUGACUUCAUCCCCCUGGGUUUCUCAGACGUGGACCAGACGUACGCCCAGCGCACGCAGCUCUUCGACACUCUGGUCAACUUCUUCCCCGACAGCAUGACGCCGCCCAAGGGCAACCUGGUGGACCUCAUUACGCUUUAGCCCUCCCGCUGCCCCCUCCCCUCCCCUGCCUUGCAACACGCCACAACCUCGCCCGCUGGACACAAAUGCAAAAGACACAGGAGGACGAGGGACCGACCACACACCAGGUACUUUCUAUUUCUAAUAUCUUGUCCCUUUUACGUCACAAUCUGCUGCUGCCACCCUGAAACUGAGACUCGUCAAGCCAACACUGUGUUACACUAGAAUGGAAUAGUGUGUGUGCGCGUGUGUGUGUGUAGUGAUGACCAACUGCCAAGUUUUUGUUUUUCCUCUCGCCUCGGUCAUUUGCAUCCAUACUUUGGGCUAACCAUGUUCCAACUUGCCUCUUUUUGCGUUUCAGUUUUGAAGGACUCGGUAGAACAUGGUUUGUGCAAUCAGAGGCCUCUGCCAUGUCUACUAAGAGGCAGUAGAUGGCGAUAAAGGGCCAAUCUGAUGUCGAGUAAAAUAGUUAGGCUCAAUUUUUUUUAUGUAUGCCGCCUAUCAUGAGUCCACUGAUUAUUUCUUUUCCUUCUUCCUAAAAGGAUUCAUCUAGCUGUAGCUAUAGAUUUUUAGUCAUAGUGUUAUGGUAUGCUGUAUACCAUCUUAUUAGUUCUGGUUGCUCUUGAAUGGAAAUAACCGUCAUUCAAUACAAAGAUUGAAAACAUUUGAAGAAUUUUGCAGACAUUUAUUUCUCUUAAGGAUGACGCAAUUCUGACUAAUUGAACCACGGCAUUAGAAGGACGGGCACAAUUUAAAAUCACAAUUAUAUUUUUAUUUGCAAGUGUCAAAAAAAAAAGGCUCACUAAA